Desarmillaria tabescens is the source of this 2019-nucleotide messenger RNA. RefSeq names its product FAD binding domain-containing protein. The transcript has 8 exons. NCBI's taxonomy places the organism in Eukaryota, Fungi, Basidiomycota, Agaricomycetes, Agaricales, Physalacriaceae. Gene Ontology annotation, molecular function: oxidoreductase activity; heme binding; FMN binding. Bases 142 to 1896 code for a protein of 584 amino acids. The record is from RefSeq and is a predicted model, not a curated record.
ACCGGACCGGCAAAUGCGGAGUAAAAAUCACAUGCCUUUACAUGGUCCGGCUGGGAAAGCCAAUCACAAGCCCCGCGUUAACGGUAUAAGACCUCUGAACCACGACAAAUUCUUCCUCCUCCUCUUCCUCCUCAUUUCAUUAUGUCUGUCAUUGUCGUCGGCGGCGGUCUCGCAGGUCUCUCAGCGGCUCACACGCUCCUCGAGCGAGGAGCUAAUGUCCUGCUCCUUGACAAGCAAGGAUUCAUGGGCGGAAACUCAACAAAAGCGACUUCUGGUAUCAACGGUGCCGGUACACAGACGCAACAAGAAAACGGGAUUCCUGACAACGCGAAAAUAUUCUUCGACGACACCAAGAAAUCGGCUCGUGACCUCGCUCGAGAUGACCUCAUUCGCGUACUCACAGGUCGUUCCGGCGAUGCUGUUAAUUGGCUGCAAGACAAGUUCGCACUCGAUCUGUCCAAGGUUGCUCGCCUUGGUGGUCACAGUCAACCACGAACCCACCGUGGAAGUGCUCAGUUCCCGGGAAUGGUCAUCACUUAUGCUCAAAUGGAACGCCUCGAGGAUCUUGCCGUAUCGGAUCCCAACCGGGUUAAAAUCCUGAAGAAGGCUAGGGUGACCAAGCUCAUCAAGGAGGGCGAUGCUGUUAUUGGUGUUGAGUAUACGCACGGCAACGCGACGCAUACUGCUUAUGGUCCCGUCAUCCUGGCCACCGGUGGAUAUGCGGCCGACUUUUCUUCAGAUUCCCUUCUCAAGAAAUACCGUCCUGAACUUUGGGACCUUCCAACUACCAAUGGCGACCAUUGCACUGGUGAUGGACAGAAAAUGGCAAUGGCCGCUGGUGCCAGCGGCAUUGAUCUGGAGAAGGUUCAAGUCCACCCGACUGGUCUUGUCGAUCCAAAUGAGCCGGACGCGAAAGUCAAGUUCUUGGCCGCAGAGGCUCUUCGAGGUGUCGGUGGUCUAUUGCUAGAUAACGAGGGUCAACGUUUUGUCGACGAGCUGCAGCACCGAGACUUCGUCACAGGUAAAAUGUGGGAAAACGGCAAGUAUCCCAUUCGACUGGUUUUGAACGGCCGUGCAUCUAAGGACAUUGAAUGGCAUUGCAAGCAUUACGUAGGACGAGGCUUGAUGAAGCGUUUCGAUUCUGGUGAUGCCCUCGCGAAGGAAUUUGGUCUAGCUCCUGCGGUUCUUAAGAAGACGUUUGAGGACUACAACAAGAGCGUCCGUACUCGAAAGGAUCCAUUCGGCAAGAAGUUUUUCUCCGGCGAAUGGUCUUACGAUGACUUCUUUCAUGUUGCCAUCAUGACACCUGUUCUGCAUUAUACCAUGGGUGGUCUCGAGAUCGAUGAUGAAUCUCGGGUGGUCUCUGCGAGCGGAAAGCCGAUACCUGGUCUCUUCGCUGCUGGUGAAGUCGCUGGAGGUGUUCAUGGAGCCAACCGACUUGGAGGAUCUUCGCUUCUAGGUUGCGUUGUCUUCGGUCGUGUCUCUGGUGACUCUGCCGCAAAGUAUCUGUUGAUGCAGGCCAGCGAGGCCGUCGCGAAAGCUGGCGGACGGAUCGGUCAACUAGCGGGACAGCUUGGAGGCUCAUCAAGCGCAAGUGCCCCGGCAUCGACGCCAAGUCCCGAAACAAAGAAGGAAGCAGCUUCUUCAUUGGGUGUCAAGGCGAGGUCAUUUUCGGCGGAGGAAGUUGCGAAACAUAACAAGAAAGACGAUAUAUGGGUAAUUGUGGACGGACAGGUGUUAGACGUUACCAGCUUCCUUCCUGAUCAUCCUGGAGGUGAGAAGGCAAUCCUGUUAUAUGCUGGCCGGGACGCAACAGAGGAGUUCAACAUGCUGCAUGAUCCCAAGGUUAUCCCUCGCUAUGCGCCCGAUGCUGUAAUCGGUACACUCAAGAAGUAAAUUGAUGAUGUCCUGUCCUUGUUUUCAUGUCAUUUGUAGGAUGGAUACUUGUAUUUUAGUUGUCAUGCCGCUUUUUCCGCCCUAAUUAUUAUAAAUCAAAUUGAAACCUUGGACUAUGACGCA